AUAAACCUUUUUGUUUUGCACUUAAGCGACUUUAAACAUGUCUCGACGGUAAACAAACAAAUUUUAAGCAAAAAGUCAUGAACCAGUAUACACCAUCCAAAGUGUAUGGAUCACUUAUGCGUUCACCAAGAUUACAAAAACACCCACACGACAUGGAUGACGAGAAUAUCUAUCCUCUUACUGAUGUUAAAUUAAUUGACAGACAGAUUCAAGUUUCUGCCAUAGGGGAAGUUACACACCCGCCAGAUCGAUGCAAGCUGGUGAUUAAGAUCGUAUCAGAGAAAAAUGACGUUGACGAAGCAAAAAGCAGCGUAAAAAGGAGAUUUGAUUAUGUACUUCAAACCUUACACAACCAUUCAAUAAAGGAAUCUGAUAUAAAAGUGUAUAAGAACAUGAGAAGAGUGGACAGCAUGUACAGUCUAGAGACAAUUAUAGAAGUGAUGUUCUGUGAAAUACAUAAAUGUCAAACUGUUUCUAACAUACUAGUGGAAAAGUUAGAUGAAACUGUCAAUGUUUGUUUACCACUAUUUAGUCAUGCACAACAGACGCUACACAAUUUAAGGCAGCAGGCCAGUUUACUUGCCAUUCACAAUGCCAAACAAAAAGCCCAGGAAAUGGCUCGGCUUGUACACCAGGCUGUAGGUAGGCCACUCAGUGUCAGGGAAGAGGAAACCAAAGAAUGGAAUGGAUCUAAUGAAACUUUGGAAGACAUAGAAUCUGUAAAAUCUGUUCAACAAAGAGUGGCAAAUGCCACUAUUUCUAUUUCAAGUAAAGUUUUUGUCACAUAUGAACUCAAACCUAAAAUUAAAAAGAAAACAAUAAGCUAGUUAGUAAGCACUGUGAAUUUUGUGGAAGCAACAUACAGAUAUAACUUUUUUGCAGAUAUAUUGAAAAUGUCAAAUACCUUUUAGAAGUUAUUGACUUUCUCAUGAAGUGAAGUAAUUUUUCAGAGGAUAACAUUUGCAUAAACUGAAAUAACUAAUGACAAAGUGGAGAUAAUCUAUCUAGAUAUUAAUGCAUAUUUAGAUUUUUAACGCAUUUGUUUAGCUACAUUUGUAUGGACAGAAGUAUGUGGUAAAUUAACGCAAAUUAAGGACAAUUAAUGCUACAGAAAAUUGUCAAACAAAACUGUGAUAUGUUUUUAUAGUAGAAAACUAGUUGUGAAUACAUUUUUGGUAACAAAUAGCUGUUAUUAACAAUGAAAAUAGUCUGUGUAAUACAAUUUAUUUUAGAUAUGUAUAAUGUAAUAAAUGAAUGAUAUAUUAUAAA
Messenger RNA from Mytilus trossulus (common blue mussel), 1269 nucleotides. Its product is annotated as interleukin-1 receptor-associated kinase 1-binding protein 1-like. The record is from RefSeq and is a predicted model, not a curated record. Gene Ontology annotation, biological process: immune response; canonical NF-kappaB signal transduction. Bases 78 to 827 code for a protein of 249 amino acids. Lineage: Eukaryota; Metazoa; Mollusca; Bivalvia; Mytilida; Mytilidae. The transcript is spliced from 3 exons.